Molecule: messenger RNA, 2925 nt
Organism: Gryllus bimaculatus (two-spotted cricket)
Lineage: Eukaryota; Metazoa; Arthropoda; Insecta; Orthoptera; Gryllidae
Source: the annotation of a GenBank genome assembly
CAGGCACAAUGGUGGAGAGUGCGGUGUACCUGCGCGGUGCCGUCAAGGUGUUUGGCGGCGGGUGUAACGGCGGUGACAAUGUGGGCGGGACCUCCGUCCUCAGAGGCCUCGACAUGACGGUGCCUCGCGGCAGCAUCGGCUGCGGCAAGACGACGCUGCUGCGCUGCGCGCUGGGCCGCGUGCCGCUGGACGCCGGGGAAGCGCGCGUGCUGGGCCUGCCGCCCGGCGCCGUCGACGCCGUGCGCGUCGGCUACAUGCCGCAGCGCGCGGCUGUGGAGGAGCGAAUGGACCUGCUGGUGCCGCUGCUGCAGCUGCCCCCCGACGACCGCCUCGUCAAGACGCUCAGCGGAGGCCAGCAACGCCGUGUCUCUCUUGCGGCAGCUAUCGUGCACGCCCCAGAGCUACUCAUUCUCGACGAGCCAACGGUCGGCCUGGAUCCCUUGCUUAGACACAGCAUUUGGGAAUACUUAACAAAACUAACUGAAGGAGGAAAAGCAACAGUCAUCAUUACAACACAUUAUGUUGAAGAGGCCCAGCAAGCACACAUUGUAGGUCUCAUGAGGCAUGGGAAACUUCUGGCAGAAGAUGCUCCACAGCAUCUCAUAUCAUUAUAUGACUGUAUCACUUUGGAAGAAGUCUUCCUUGGCAUGAGUGUUCAACAAGACCAAGAAAUACAAGAUCCAUCAUCAAUUGUAAGCCUUAUCAAGCAUAAUUUUACUCACGCUUACAAACUGACACUACAUAUCAUUGGAAUAUUCCUUUUCCCUUUUCUUCAAAUAAGCCUCUUCUUUUUGGCAAUUGGUGGCUAUCCCACAGGAAUAAAUUUAGCAGUGGUAAAUGAUGAAAUUGUUGACAUAUCAAACUGCGAUGAAUAUCGAGACAUAUUCAAUGACAAUUCAAGUUACUGCACAUUCAAUGCAAGCAGUUGCUUGUAUUUGAAUAUUAUUGACAACUCUCUCAUGAAUAUGGUUUUUUAUGGUAAAAUGGAUGAAGCUUUUGCAAGCGUGAAAUCAGGGAAAGCCAUUGGUGUUAUUCAUUUCCCUCAGAAUUUCAGUAGCCAGUUGGAAAUCCGUCUACUGAAUGGAAUACACACAAACAAUGACACAUUACAAUUUAGUGAAAUAGGCAUAACCAUGGACAUGACGGAACAACACACUGCAACCUUAGUAAAAACUCUGCUUUAUGAUAAAUACAAUACAAUGGUUAAACAAUUAUCUUCAAAUUGUGAUAUUGACAGUACUGUAUCAAAGUUACCUAUGCAGAAUGAUGUAUUUCUUGGCCACUACCUUGACAGCAGUAAUAAUGGUUAGAGAACGCCAAGAAGGUAUAUGGAGCAGGGACAUUGUUGCAGGAGUAACAUCGCUGGAACUCAUUCUUUCCCACAUUGUAACACAGUCAAUUUUUGUAGCUCUACAGAGUGUAGAAAUUCUGUUGGUAUCCAUUUAUAUUUAUGGAAUGGAAUGCAAAGGAAACAUCUUUCUUUUGUACACAAUAAUUCUUCUACAGGGCUUUUGUGGUUUGACAUUUGGUCUGGUAGUUGCAGUUCUGAGUAAGAGCAUCACUGUAGCCAUGUACAUGUGUUUAGGAAUUUAUGUUCCUUUCAUUAACCUUAGUGGAGUUAUUUGGCCAAUUGAAGGAAUGCCACGCUUUUUGCAGUGGGUCAGCUACACAAUGCCAACCACACUAGCAACUAUCUCUACAAACAAUGUUUUGCAGAAAGCAUGGGGAUUUUUUCACCCACAAGUUCUGCAUGGUAUUUUGACUACAGUGUUGUGGAUAAUUGGACAGGUGAUUUUUGCUGUGUGUGUACUCAGGCAAUUGAACAUUUCAGGAAACAAGAUUUAAAAAAUCCACAAUAUAUCUUUUGUUUGUUUAAAUUGUAACAUUUUUUACAAAGUGUCAAAUUGUAUGACUACAUUAUAUCAGAAUGUCAGAAAGCCAUUGUAUGUAUUCAUUUAGAAGAUUAACAAAAUGACAGAAAUUGAACAUUGUACGUUUGCGAAGUCAUAGGCAUAUAUGAAGAUGCCCAGAUAUAAAGGACAGUACAUUAAACUAAUUUUAUUAUAAAAACAAUAUUAGUUUGUGUGUUUGUGUAAGUAUAUGCAUGUGUGCAGGUGUACACAUGUUAUAUGUACAAAAGUAAAAAUUAAAUAUAUCACAAAUUAAGGGAGUUCAUACAUGUACAUGAAUCAUUUAUUACAGAGAGAAUUUCAAAAUGGGUAGCAAUAAAUGUCAAAUUUGAUUUUGUUUCUAUAAAAAUAACAUGACCUUUUACUUCCAUGAUUGCUUGUCAUUCAAAACUCUAAAAACCAAAAGCACUAGUGGAAGAAGUAACUUAUCACAGUUAUUCUCUACAGGACCCGUAGUCAUUUAUCAUUACUAAAAUUUGCAACAGAGAGAAUGUUCUCUACAAGAACUCCUUUUCAUGGAGCAGAUAGACAUCAUGUUAUCUCAUUUAAUAUGUAACUGCAAAGUAAGAUUAUUUAAACAUUUUCUAAAUGUUCCCACAUAAUGUUAUUCCUCAGAAGGCACAAUCCAAAUUUGUAAAUUACAAAACAAUCAAGAUGAAAAACUAAUCUUGAAUAUCUUUCUGCAUAGGUCUAUCAGUUGCUUUGUUUCCUCCUUCCAAGCAUCAUAAGUAAACAGUUCUUGUCAGGAGAUUGUAUUAUAUAUUCAAAGAUGUGUUAUAGUUCUCUGCUUAGAAUCAUUAAGGUUUAAGAAAGAACAACACACACCAAAUUAACACUCAAUUAACUAUUGUUUUCUUUUCUGAAUGUAUUCACUCAUUGUUUUAUUUCCUAUUGCUGUUAUUCUGUCUUGUUUUCUAGACAAAACAAAAGGUCUAUCACAAUUCAAGUUUCUUCAUGUAACUCUUUGAGCAGAUGGAUACAGUCUUAUACAUUGUAUUCUUUUUUUUUUUUUUUU